CGACGACUCAGCCAGCCCAACCUAGCCCAGUCCAGCUGCACAAGAGUCCGGGCACCAUAUCUCCCGCGGGAAGAUUUUUCUCUCGCGCGUCAGCUUGUGAAAAGAAAGAGAUGUGUUUAUCCUUUUUCGCGGCGGAGGCAUCGUACUUGUACUCCUGUCGUUGUCGUGGAGAUUCCUGAGUAUACAGCAACAUGUCGCUGAAUUACGGUCUUCCCGUCCCGCUGGAGAUUCUCCAGGCGAUUCUCCUCGCAUUGGAUCUCGAGAGCUUCUAUCUCGCGUCAUUGGCAUGUAGCCUCUGGCGCCGCGCAGCGUUAAGUCCGGCGAUCUUGCGCCGGCAGCUUUUGACUGUGCCGGCUCUUGCAGGGUUGAGAGGAUUGAUACGGGAUGCAACAUCAGAGGAGAUUGGCGCUCUAUAUCGCCGCGUCUGCCGAGAGAAUCUCAUCGGAUAUCGGAAAGGGAUUGAAUAUACAGAGACGAAUACCGCAAAAGACCGCUCGACACGGAUUGGCGACAUCCCUGUGCGGUCGCCGAAUGGCGUCUUCGCAGCGCAGCUGCGUGGGUUGACGCUUAGCCUCGACACAUCACCUGGUCUAUGGACAUGUAAAGCCCGCGAACUCCAGCUCAGCCCAACGCUGUACCCCGGCGCCGACACCGUUAAACAGAUUGCAAGCCACGCCCAGAUGCGCUCAUUCUUCCGCGCCCGAUCAUUCGCUCGCAUGCAGGUUGCAAUGUCGCGGUGCGGCGGCCUUGUCGCUGUUGCGCUGGGCCAGAGAGUACACAUCUACGCCUUGAAACCAGAAAAGCAGCAGCAUGUCGAAGUUGAGAUUACCGAUAGCGUCCUGGACUCGAUACAGAGCCUCGAAUUUACCGACGAUGACGAGUUACUGCGCUGCGAGAUUGAUGGCGUCGAGGGGAGCUACGUCCGAUACCUUGGUCAUAGGCGGUGCGGGUGUCAUCAACCGAGGAAAGCACGUGGGCCGAAACCGGUUAGUACGCCGGGGCAGAGAAUCAGGUACUGGCUUGUGGCGUUGCAGAAUGUAUACCUGGACUCUGUGGAUGUUGAGAGGAGGUUAGGCGGUGGUGCCUCGCUGCGCGGGAUGCGGGCUGUCAAGGCGCCGGCCCCACGGGGAGAGGAAUGUACAUGUCGAUCGGCCAAGUACUUUUUCGCCCUUCUUCGAGAGGGAUCGUGUCAAGGGCGGUAUGUUGUCGGUCGUGUUUUUGGUGAUGGGAUUGUGGAUAUCGUACAGCAGAUCCCGACGCGUCAGGUAUCAACAUAUGCAGAGACUGUGGACGAGACGGCAGGAGCAGGAGCAAUAUUACUGGCGACGCGGUUUGGCCGAUGGGACGCACGGAAUCUCCCUACGGCACACUCGCCCGACCCGAUCCUUUACGUCUCCGACGAUGGAAAGAUUCUCGCCGUGUUCGAGCGUCCGCAUGGGCAGUCUCAGGGCAUGAUAUACAUUUGUUCCGCGGAGUCUGAUUGGUCCGGUGGAGAUAUAUUUGGGACAUCUGUUGCGUGGCCAUUUGCGCUUUGUGCUUUGGAUACUGAGCUUGGGUCUCUGUCUGUUUCGAGAGGUGAUGAUUGGGGAUACAUUAUUGCUGCUCAGUCACAGGGGCAGGUGAUGCAGUGGAGACUUGGACCGAUGUUGAUUUGA
Messenger RNA from Aspergillus calidoustus, 1655 nucleotides. Lineage: Eukaryota; Fungi; Ascomycota; Eurotiomycetes; Eurotiales; Aspergillaceae. The record is from the annotation of a GenBank genome assembly.